Molecule: messenger RNA, 2160 nt
Organism: Trichomonas vaginalis G3
Lineage: Eukaryota; Parabasalia; Trichomonadida; Trichomonadidae
Product: organellar and viral DNA polymerase type B
Exons: 1
Biological process (GO): DNA replication
Molecular function (GO): DNA binding; DNA-directed DNA polymerase activity; nucleotide binding
Source: RefSeq, a predicted model, not a curated record
UUGACAUAUGCUCCAAAGUAUUGUGUACAACUGAAGAAGAAAGCCGAGUCAAAAGAAGUAAAUAAAAAUAAGUGCAAGUUCAUUCCUGAGCACGUUUUCUUUGCUGACUUUGAGUGCAGUACGGAUGGCUUUCAUAAAGCUUUUAACAUCUGUUAUGACAGUGAAGAUGGUUCAGUGAGUGAAAGCAUAUGGGGUCAGAACUGUGCAACAGAAUUUUUGGAACGACUUCCUGACAAGAGUUUAAUAUAUUUCCAUAACCUCAGCUAUGAUAUAAACUUCAUCUUAAGACACAUGACAGAAGUGAAAGGAACUCCCAUCAUUAAAGGUUCACGAACAAUGCAAAUAAUUGGCUUAUAUAAAGGAAGGGCAAUUAUUAUAAAAGACUCUUACAGUGUUAUAAAUAAGAAACUUAAACUAUUUCCUGCUAUGUUUAACUUACAAACAGGACCGAAAGAAGUAUUUCCAUACAACUACUACAGCAGUGUUUUGUUAGCAAAUGACAACAGAACUGGUGUCAUUUCUGAAGCAUGUAAGUUUAUACAGGAUGCAGAUACAUUCAUGAAAAACAUAGAUUCCAUCAAAGGUUGCAGAAUAGAUGAAAACCAUUUCGACUUAGAAAAAUAUAGCACGUUUUAUUGCAAACAAGAUGUAAGAAUUUUAAGAGAAGGUUUUGUUAAGUUCCGCAAUGACAUAUUGAAAGAAUUUGAUUUAAACGUUUAUGACUACGUUAGUAUUUGUUCAAUUGCUAACAAAUUAUUUGAGAACAGAGUAUACUUCCCGAAUGGAAAUCUUUAUGACCUCUCAAAUAAACCAAGAGAAUUUAUUUCACGCUGCAUUCAAGGUGGAAGAUGUAUGUUGUCAGAUAACAUUAAACAAAAGAGCAAAAAGAAACUCAUUGCUGACUUCGACGCUGUUUCAUUAUAUCCAUCCGCUAUAGCAAGAUUGUAUACUUUAGAAGGAAUUCCAAAAGUAUUGAAGGAUGAGAUGUUAAGCACAGAGUAUCUCAUGAGACAUUUAUUCGAUGACGACCAAAAGGAACCCAUUGGUGAAAAGUUUAUGUCUGGCUUCUUUGUUCUCAUUAAGAUAACAGAGAUUGGAAUACCCAGACACUUUCCUUUAAUAGUUUGUGACCCUGAACUAAAUCCAGAACUUAACGUUCCCAGAAGUUCAAACACUUGCUGUCUCAUGUAUGUUGACCAUAUAACAUUACAAGACCUCAUAAAAUAUCAAGGUGUCAAAUGUGAAGUGUUGCAAGGAUACUAUUACGAUGGAAACAGAGAUAUUAGAAUAAGAGAUGAAGUAAAGAAGUUGUUUGAGUUAAGAUUAAAGUAUAAGAAAGAAGGAAAUCCUUUGCAAGAAAAUAUAAAGCUCAUUCUGAACAGUAUUUAUGGCAAAACUAUUCUAUCUCCUAUUGAGUCAAAAAUAACCAUAGUAGAUGACAAAGAUGCUAUAAGAUAUGCCAUCAGAAACUACAACCAUAUAGUGAAGUUCGAAGGUUUGGAUGGUUCAGAUAAAACUAUUUUCAAGCUAACGAAAAGCAUUUGCAGACACUUUAACUUCUGUCCACUUGGUGUUAACAUUCUAUCUAUGUCGAAGAGAAUAAUGUGUGAAGUAUUCUGUACAGCUGAGGACUUAGGAAUGGACAUCUUUUAUAGCGACACCGACAGUAUGCAUCUCUACAAUGAAGAUAUCCCUCGUUUAGCUGAAGAGUUUAGAACGUUAUGGAAAGUUCUCAUUGGUAAAAACCUUGGUCAGUUUCAUAGUGACUUCGCAGAAAUAACACCUGGAAAACAAAGUUUAGCAUACAAGUCAAUAUUUUGUGGAAAGAAGACUUACAUAGACUUACUCACGAAUGAUUUAAAUGAAGUUGCAUUUCACUGCAGAAUGAAAGGCGUGAAGCAAGAUGUUAUUGCUUUAACCGCUAAUGAAAUGUUUCCUGACUCUGUUCAGUGUUUCUAUGAUGAAGAUAAAGGUUUAAUGGUUCCGCAAGGAAAAUUUGACAAAGACUCUGAGUUCAGUUUAAUGAAACUUUACAAAGCACUUCAUGAUGGUCAAGAGAUUGGAUUUGACUUAUGUAAGUCAUGUCAACCUUGCUUUGAAGAGAAGUUUAACUUCUCAAUAACGACUAAAACAAGCUUUAUUCGUAAGUUGAAGUUCUGA